Acanthosepion pharaonis is the source of this 1287-nucleotide messenger RNA. NCBI's taxonomy places the organism in Eukaryota, Metazoa, Mollusca, Cephalopoda, Sepiida, Sepiidae. The record is from the annotation of a GenBank genome assembly.
AUGUUACAACCACCUGAAAGAGCCCGUCCAUAUUUGUUGAGUAAUGACAAGAGUGACGAUAGUGACUUUAUCAACGGAGUGUAUGUAGAUACCUACCCCUGUUUUUGGCCAAAGGAAGUUAACCAAGAAAAGAAGUAUGGUCCUAUCGGCGUUAAAUACUGUAGAACUUGGAAAUACCCAGAUAUGGUUGUGCGGGUGUUCAGAGUCCGGAAAAAUUGCGUCACUCUUCCACCAAGAGAUACAAAAGAUGAAAGUCGACCAGUCCGUAUAUUUCAACUGCUCAACUGGCCCAAAUCAAACAAGGUGCCUCCAAACACAAUGUCAUUUGCCUACCUCCUUGGUCUGGUAGAAGAAUGGCAAGCCCAGAUCAACUCAAACAGCCCAGUUGUGGUCAUUUCAAAGGAUGGUUACAGUAGAUGUGGCAUGUACUGUGCCAUCAGUAUAUGUUGUGACCGACUCAAAGACGAUCGUGAGGUGGACAUAAUGAAUGCUGUACGUGUUGUUAAGAAGAACAGGCCACAGUUAGUACCAACAUUGGCUGAAUACAACUACUGUUAUACCUUCAUUGGAUCUCUAUUGGAACAUUUGCAAGAAAUUGGCCCGAAGAUAGUUGUCACAAACCCAGAAGGUAGUAAGGAAACUGAUAACAAUGACCAAGAAGAAGGUGCCAGUGAGGGCCGCCGUUCUUCUCGAAGAACAAGUGAUUCCUCUUCCUUUUUAACUGCUUUGGACAUGGAUACAUCAUUCAAUAUUGGGAACCUCACUCAGUUCCACUCAGCCUUAUCUCCCUUGCACCUCCCGCCUUGUAGUUCUCCGAUGACAAGGAAUGCUGUUCUGUCAGCCACAGACACUUGUAGCCUCUAUGAUCUGGAGAGCUCACAGACUUUUUUAAAAGUUCCGUGGCCUCCACGUGAAAAUAUUAAUGGGAGGCCCCAUAUGUUUGAGGCUAACAAUAACUGUAUUCGAGAAUCGGUGACGCUUCCUUUUCGCAACAAAGCAAGAAAUAUUGCUAAGUCCGCAUGUAACAGUCGAGCAAGCAGAUUUAUUAGAAUACCUUCUGCUGCCAUUCGUAGAAAAGAUGAUGACAUUCGUGAUGAGGAAAUAAGAGGCUGGGAAAUGCAGGAAGUAAUGAAUGGAAUUUGUGGGAAGCCCACUGCAAGGGCAUUUCUCUCAGGUACUCGAAAACCGCUCAGUCAUCGACAAAUUCAUGCUGCCAGACACGAUUUUAUGAACGGUCACUGCUCCUUAGAAGAACAACACCGGAAGAGACAUGAGCAAAUUGAAUGA